This is a messenger RNA of Lutzomyia longipalpis, 5348 nucleotides long. It is a transcript of the gene RpI1, whose product is annotated as DNA-directed RNA polymerase I subunit RPA1. Gene Ontology annotation, molecular function: DNA binding; DNA-directed RNA polymerase activity. The transcript has 5 exons. Gene Ontology annotation, cellular component: RNA polymerase I complex. The record is from RefSeq and is a predicted model, not a curated record. Gene Ontology annotation, biological process: DNA-templated transcription. The coding region runs from base 205 to 5262 and encodes 1685 amino acids. NCBI's taxonomy places the organism in Eukaryota, Metazoa, Arthropoda, Insecta, Diptera, Psychodidae.
CUUAUUCUAAAGACGUCAACAAACGUGUGAACUUCUUCUUUUUCGCGAUUUUCAUGAAAAUCACUGGAAAUUCAUAUUAAUUUGCAAUGAUUUAUGUGCAGAAGUGUUGUAAUUGAAGUUUCUUUGUGCUAAAAGUGAAAGACAUUGCUGGAAAACAGAGAAUUUGAAUUGAUAGAGAUUCAAACAACGGAACAUAACCUCAAAAUGUCUUACUUCAAUCGUGGAGGUGAAAAUGGGGCUUUUCAUUUGGAUGCAAAUGAGCUGAAAUUCGCCGCAUUUACAUCGGAGGAGGUGAAGAAGUUGAGCAAGGUGAAGAUUUUCACGGCUCUGACAAUUGACCGGCUUGGUUUGGCUCUCUCCGGUGGGCUGUACGACCCACGAAUGGGGCCCUAUGACAGCGAUGCUGAUGUGUGCCAGACGUGCUCCCGGCCUUUUGCCCUUUGUGAGGGGCAUUUGGGGCACAUUGAUCUGUGUAUGCUGGUGUACAAUCCCCUCUUCAUCCAGACAAUUUAUAGCCUCCUCCGUGUGAGCUGCUUGUCCUGCCAUCAGCUUCAGCUGAGCCAACAUGUGCGCAGUGUGGUUGAGCUGCAGCUGUGCCUUGUUGAUGCGGGCUACAUCAUUGAGGCGCAAGAGUUGGAAUUCCUCAAAUCCGAAGCAGCUGCCAAUGCCACAGAGGCACGCGUGAAGCUCGAAAAUGGCGAUAGUGUCCAUCCGAAGAUUGCGGAAUUCCGGGAAUUGCUUCAACGUAGCCCCGUGAAUCACUACCACAACAAGAACACAGAGGAACUCCGGCUGAGCAUUAUUUCGUCCACAAUGAAGAUGGGACUCCGGAAGUUCUGUCUUCACUGCAAACAACCCCUGAAGAGAGUUAAAUACUCCUACAAAACUCUCAUGAUGAGCGUCUCCAAGAAUGAGAUGAUUCACUUCUAUCAAAGCCAGGCGGACACGGUGUCCCAGGAGGAGAUGCAGAAGCGCAUAAAGAUGUCAAAUAAGGCAAUUCUGGCGGAUGAAUGUCGCGAAUACUGCCGGAAAAUCUACGAGAGUCACCCCGAAUUCUUCCUGCUGCUCUACCCAAUCCUCCGCACUGUCUCCGCAUCAGCUGCAACGCCCUUUGAUAUUUUCUUCACAAACUGCAUCGCUGUGACACCCCCAAAAGUCCGUCCAGCAGGGCGUGUCAAUGGGCGGAUUAUUGAGCAUCCACAGACGGAGAUCUACAAGAACAUUCUCAAAGCGAAUAUCACUCUGAAGGCCAUCUUGGACUUCAACCCAGAGCAGGAGGGACAGAGCAAGGAUGCCACGUUCCUGUAUGAGAGCUCAAAGGGGCAAUCAAAGUACGAGAAGCUGUACAAUGCAUGGCGUGAGCUGCAAUCGCACGUGGAUGAGACGUUGGACAUUAGUAUGAGUCAGAAUCGCAAAGCCGUCGGAUUGGGGCUGAAGCAGAUCUUGGAGAAGAAGGAGGGUAUCAUAAGGAUGCACAUGAUGGGAAAGAGAGUGAACUACGCAGCACGCACGGUGAUCACACCCGAUCCGAAUGUGGACGUCGACGAGGUUGGGAUUCCGGAAAUCUUCGCCAAGAAACUCACUUAUCCCAUUCCCGUGACACACUGGAACAUCAAAGAUGUCCGGAAGUACGUCAUGAAUGGCCCCGAUGUCUAUCCGGGGGCGAAUUUCAUCGAAGACGAUCGCGGGAAGUUGCUCAUCCCACCCAAUGACCCCACACGAAGGCAGGCAAUGGCCAAACUCCUCGCAACCCCGUCAAUUCAUCACAGUGUCCAAGUGGUGCAUCGGCAUCUCCUCAACAAUGACAUCCUGCUGCUGAAUCGACAACCAACCCUCCAUCGGCCGAGUAUCAUGGCCCACAAGGCGAGGAUUCUGCGUGGCGAGAAGACCUUCCGGCUGCACUAUUCCAACUGCAAGUCCUACAAUGCUGACUUCGAUGGGGAUGAAAUGAAUGCGCACUGCCCGCAGAAUGAGCUGGGCCGCAGUGAGGCGUACAACCUCGUCAAUGUGCCCAAUCAGUAUCUUGUCCCAAAGGACGGGACACCCCUGGGGGGCCUCAUUCAGGAUCACAUCAUUUCCGGUGUGCGCCUUACGAUGCGUGGGAGAUUCUUCACACGAGAGGAAUACUAUCAGCUCGUCUUUCAAGGUUUGAGUCGCCAACGUGGCACUUUGACUCUCCUUCCACCCACAAUACUGAAGCCUCGUGUACUGUGGAGUGGAAAGCAGGUCCUUUCCACGAUAAUUCUCAAUAUAAUCCCUCGUGGAAAGGAUCCAAUUUGCCUCACGUCGACGUCAAAAAUAAGCGCCGGCGCCUGGAGUACUGCAAAGCCGCGCAAAUGGAAGGCCGGCGGUACACCGAUUUUGGAUAAUUCCAUGACAGAGGCGGAAGUGGUGAUCCGUCGUGGGGAACUACUUGUGGGGAUCCUUGAUAAGAUGCACUACGGUUCGACGGCGUAUAGUUUGGUGCAUUGUAUGUUUGAACUGUAUGGGUCGGAGUACUCAACGCGCCUGUUGAGCUCCUUUGCGCGCCUCUUCACGUACUUCCUGCAGUGGGAGGGCUUCACACUGGGCCCCAAGGAUAUUGUUGUCCUUGCGGAUGCAGACAAGCAGAGGACGUCAAUCAUUGAGGAGAGUCGCAAGAUUGGGACGGCAACAGCAGCGGAAGCCCUGAAUUUGCCCACUGACAUCACACCGGACGAACUGGCCGUGAAGAUGGAUGAGGCCUUUCACAGUGACCCCAAAUUUCGCGCCAUUAUGGAUCGACAAUUCAAAUCGGCUCUCGAUCAGUUCACAAACAACAUCAACAAGUGCUGCAUCCCUACGGGGUUGGUUACCAAAUUCCCCGAUAAUAAUUUGCAGCUCAUGAUUCAGUCGGGAGCAAAGGGAUCAGCUGUCAAUGCAAUGCAGAUUUCCUGUCUUCUGGGGCAGAUUGAGUUGGAGGGUAAACGGCCACCGCUUAUGGUGUCCGGGAAGGCUCUCCCGAGUUUUCCCUUCUUCGAAACUUCACCCAAAUCCGGUGGCUUCAUUGAUGGGCGCUUCUUAACGGGCAUUCAACCGCAGGACUUUUUCUUUCACUGCAUGGCUGGUCGUGAAGGUUUGAUUGAUACAGCUGUUAAGACAAGUCGUUCAGGGUACCUCCAGAGGUGCCUUAUAAAGCAUCUUGAGGGUUUGAAUGUGAACUACGACUACACAGUGCGGGAUAGUGAUGAUUCAGUCGUACAGUUCUUGUACGGGGAGGAUGGCCUUGAUAUUGCCAAGAGUCAGUUUUUCAAGAAGAAACUGAUGUCCUUCCUUGAUGACAAUGCAAGCAUUGUGGGUGACAAGAGGGUGUUGUCGGAGCUGCGACAGGACGAAGAGAUAAUUGAGAGUGUGCAGAAGUACGUGAAGAGCAUUAAGUCGUGGGAGAAGCGCAAUAAGAACGCCCCAGCAAAGCGAAGGGUGUCGCCCUUCUUGAAUUUCUGUCAAAAAUUCCGUGAGAGUGAGGCCGUAAAGAAUGGCAAUCAAGUGGUGAAUGGGCGACGACGGGCAGAUGCAAAGGCGUGCAGUAGGUGGCAGAAAAUGUCAGAAGAUGAACGCCGGGACUACCACAGUAAGACGUCUGAGCGACGUCCUGAUCCGGUUGUGUCAAAAUUCCUCCCAGGGGCUUGCUUUGGCUCCAUCACGGAGACAAUGCAGCAACUAAUACGUGACUAUGGGCGUGAGAAUCCGACGCGUAGGAAGGAAUUUACGGAAAUUAUGCAUCUGAAGGCGAUGCAGGCGGUGGCCCCACCGGGAGAUCCAGUUGGACUCCUUGCUGCCCAAUCUAUUGGUGAACCAUCAACUCAGAUGACACUGAACACCUUCCAUUUUGCCGGGCGUGGUGAGAUGAACGUCACACUCGGUAUCCCACGUCUCCGGGAAAUCCUCAUGUUGGCAUCGAAGAACAUCAAAACCCCCUCAAUGGAUAUUCCCUUCAAGCCUCAUCCAAAGUUAGAAUCAGUGGCUGAGAAGUUGCGUAUAAAACUCGGACGUGUAACAGUCUCAGACGUCUUGGAGUACAUCAACGUCAAAUGCCGUCUUGUCUUACGCCCUCAGCGUGUGUGGGAGUACAAGCUGCUCUUCCGUUUCCUUCCACACGAUGGCUACAGCAAUGACUUCUGCGUGCGGCCAAAGCAAAUUCUCAAGUUUAUGAGUAAGAAAUUCUUCAAAUUAAUGUUCCGUGGGAUUGUGAAGUUGUCCAAGGAGAAGAACUCCGUAAUUGACUUUGGGGAGGAGAAAGGAAAGAAGGGGCAACAGGCUGAAAAGGAGAAUGAUGACAUUGACUACGCUGAACCGGAAGAGAAGGACACGGGGGCGGCAACAAGACGCGAUGAAGGUGAAGAGAGUUCAGACGAAGAACUAAUGGACGAUGCAGAUGCAACAGAAGCCAAUCGGAAAAAUAAGCAAGCAGAUCAGAGGGACUACGAUGAACCAGAUGAUGAUGAAGAGAAGCAGGAUGCAGAUGCUGAUGAAAAUGAAGAAAUCGAUGAGGAUGAGGAAAAGAAGCUUCUCGAGGUGGGUGAGGAGGAUCUGAAGGAAGACGAAGAGACGGCUAAUGUGAUUGAGAGUAAUGAAUUUACGGAGUCCUAUCGGUAUGACAAAGAGAAUCAUUUGUGGUGCGAACUAGUCUUCCAUUUACCCGUGAAGUUCAAAACACUCGAUCUCACGGCAAUGCUGCGUGAAGUUGCACGAAAGGCGGUUAUUUGGGAGGUUCCGCUCAUCAGUCGUGCCAUCACGUACAACCAAAAUGAGCAGCUGAUGCUGAAGACUCAGGGAAUUAACAUUGUGGAGAUGUUUCAGUACAACAAACUCCUCGAUCUGGAUCGUCUCUACUCCAAUGACAUCCAUGCCAUUGCUCAAACGUACGGGAUUGAAGCUGCUGGCAGGGUGAUUGUUAAAGAGGUGCAAAAUGUCUUCAAAGUUUACGGCAUUACGGUUGAUCCGCGGCAUCUUUUCCUCAUCUCCGACUACAUGACCUUCAAUGGGAACAUCUCAGCGCUCAGUCGGAAGGGCAUGGAAACGUCUGUUUCGCCGCUGCAACAGAUGUCCUUUGAAUCCUGCAUGCGCUUCCUCAAGGCGGCCACAAUAUCCGGCUGUACGGAUAAUCUCAGCUCACCGUCGAGUCGUCUUAUUGUGGGGCAACCGUGCAAGAGUGGAACAGGAGCGUUUGUCCUGCUAAACGACAAUCGUGCCUUCCUGUCGAACUUUAAGCGGAUCCCCAAAGAGGAAGUUGCUGCGCACUGAACAAGCUGAAAUUAUUUUGAUUUUUUUGUCUUUGUUAAUCCCUUUUUAUGAAUUUAACCAAUAAAAUGAAUUUAUUGAACUUCAAA